Orbicella faveolata is the source of this 4310-nucleotide messenger RNA. RefSeq lists its product as uncharacterized. The record is from RefSeq and is a predicted model, not a curated record. Gene Ontology annotation, molecular function: protein binding. Lineage: Eukaryota; Metazoa; Cnidaria; Anthozoa; Scleractinia; Merulinidae.
UUGGACUUAGAGCAACUGAUUUGGAAAGUCUCCGAAAAAGAACGGGUAAAAGUUGCUCAGAAUUGAAUGCAAAAGGAAAUCGAGUAGAAAGUUACUCAAAGGAAAAAAAGGCUCGCAACAUGGAUAGAAACUUUUUUCUUUUUACGUACUGCGGGUGCAGUCGCCGUAUGUAAGGGUCCUUUCUGGAAAUAAACCAAUCACAGCCCCGCUAUCAUUUUCUUGCAGGCCAAUCCAUCAAGCCGGCAAGCUACGCUGUGAUUGGUGCAGCGUAUUUAACUAGGCGCUGAUUGGUCCAAGUGAAUACUACAGCAAAUCGGUAGAAAGCUUCAAGGAAACGGGGACGGGGAACGUUGCGUGACUUCGGGCAGAGGAGACUAUCCGACUCCCCAUGUUGCUGAUGGGUGUUAACCAAGGUCUUUCCUAACAUCAGUUCGUCUGUAUCUUGCUUGUCAGUACUUGUUUGGCGAAGUGCUUCGGGAACUUCUAAACAGUGAGUACCUAUGACCUUUUCUGUCCGAGUUCAUGUGCAGUCUAAAAGGAAACGAAACAGACUUAGUAGGGUAAAGUUGAGCGAUGGAUUCAGUGACCCUUGAAGACACAUCACUUUCCUUUCUGUUUAUUGACAUGAUCUACAGUUCAAAACUUGAAGACAAAGUGAGCAGUUCGUGUCGCUUAGGGUUUGCCACUACAAUUUCAUCAGAUUUCAUUGGCAUGUAGAGAUUGAGAGGAACAUAAUUAAUGUUAAAAAAGCACAAUUGGGAUGCUUAAAAGGUCUUUAAAGUUGGUUUCGAUCGAAUACUCUGACUAAUGCACUUAAAGUUCUCAUUCAUAGUCUAAGAUAUUUUUUUCUUAGCACUUUUGGUUCUCUGAAAAUAUGUGUACUCUGCUUGCAGUAAGUCAGAGCAAGCCCUUGUGAGUAUGAAUCCCUGUUUCCUUGCCUCAGAAGAUCUGUACUGUAACUUACGGACCAAGUAUCUCACCCUUGUGCGAAGCACAUGGAACAGUAAAUUAUGCAACAUUUUCAGCAGUCCAUAUUGUAGAAAUUAUACAGCAAACCAAAUUGACCAAUCAUGAUGCCGGUAUAUAUUAUGUGCAGCAGGGGUUUCAUAAAUGUUUUCAACAGGAGGGCAAUUGGUUUUCAGAGGCGAGCAGAAUGUUUUUAACUGAAUGUCUAUAAGACAAACUUUCCUUUAGAAUAUUAAGAGCAUGGUAAAACCAGGUGGGCAAAAAUAUCAUCUUUACAGCUAGUCUGAGUCAAUUUGCCUGGUGCCAGGCCCCUAAUGCAAGCCCUGGUGCUGUAAUGGAGGGAUACUGUAAUACAAAAUAUAAUAGUCUGCAUUCAAGUGAAUCAGGGCAUAACAUUUUAAUUUGUUUUAACAGGCAUCUGGAAAAGGCGAUUGCAAGUGAAUAUGGCCUCUGCAGUAGAGUACACUAAAGAGCAACUGAACUACUACAGGCUUUGUUAUGUUAUGACUGACAUCCUAGCUGAUGGUCUGCGAUCAAUCUUCAAACAGGAAUGGGACAAUCGCUACGAGGGCACGAAGGGAGAAUGGAAAGACGAGCCCAGAAAUGGACUGGACUUCUGGAAUGGGGAAUCUCCUGAUAACAAACAUAAACAUGCACAUCUUCUGACCACCAUGAUAAAUGGAAGUAGAGCAGAAUGGAAUUGCACCAUGCUGUUUUAUGCCAUCCUUUCCUCUGACUGUAUCCACAGUCUGAUUCCAGCAAUCCAAUCAAAUGUGGAAGGUCUCCAAAAGCUCAGAAAAGAAGCAUUUACAGAGAUGCCACAAGACCAGCUCACUGAUGCAGAGUUUGAAAAUGCCAUCAGCAAAGUUGAUGUUGCCUUCCAAGCACUCGGUCUGCCGACUGAGAAAAUUCAAGCAAUCAAAAAUCAGACAAGUUUUGGUAAGGAGGAAUUAAGAGAUGUCUUGAAAAAGGCUGCUAACUUUAAGCAGAACAAAACUCAGGUUGAUGAGGCUACUGUGUACAGUGACCUGGGUAGUGUACACAAUCGCUUGAGUGACCUGGACAAAGCAAAAGAGUGUUAUGAUCUUGCCCUGGCCAUUCGUCUAGAAAAACUCUUACCAGAGCAUGUUGAUGUGGCAACUACUUACAAUAAGCUGGGCAGGGUGCACCUUCUCCUGGGUGACCUUCAGCAGGCAAAAGAGUAUUUUGAUCGUGCAUUGGCGAUUGGUCUGAAAAAGCUUGGGGCUGAGCAUGGUGAUCUUGUAACCACUUACAAUAACCUUGGAGAUGUUCACAUUGAGCUGGGUGAAUUGGAGCAGGCAAAAGGUUAUUAUGAUCAUGCACUGGCCAUUGCUUUGAAGGACGGAGUGGAACAUGGCAAUGUUGCAGUGACCUACAAUAAUCUGGGAAAUUUGUACAGUGACUUGGGUGAGCUGGAAAAGGCAAAAGAGCAUCUUGAUCGUGCACUGGCCAUUCGUCUGAAAAUGCAAGGCCCUGAAGAUGUCACUGUCGCAAGUUCUUUCAGCUGCCUUGGUAAUGUAUACCUUCAGUUGGGUGACCUGAGGCAGGCAAAGAUGUAUCAAGAUCGUGCACUAGCCAUACGCCUGAAGAAGCAAGGCCCUGAACAUCUUGAUGUGGCAAUGACUCUAAAUAACCUUGGUAAUGUGUACGAAAACGCUGGUGGCCAAGAGCAGGCGAGAGAGUACUUCAACCGCGCUCUUCCCAUACUCCUGAAAAAGCUGGGACCUGAGCAUGUUUAUGUCGCAGCUACUUACAACAAUCUGGGUAAUGCUCACAUGAGCCUGGGUGAUCUGGAGCAGGCAAAAAAGUACUAUGAUCUUGCAUUGGCCAUUCGUCUGAAAAAGUUUGGUCCUGAACACAUUAAUGUUGCAAAUAGUUACAACAACCUGGGUACUAUACACAGAGCCCUAGGUAACAUGAAGCAAGUGAAAGAGUAUUGUAAUCUUGCCUUGGCCAUCCGUUUGAAAAAGCAGGGGCCUGAGCACGUUGAUGUCGCAUCUACUUACAACAAUCUGGGCAAUUUACACAAGGAUCUUGGUGACCUGGAGCAAGCCAAAGAGUACUAUGACCAUGCACUUGCCAUUCGUCUGAAAAAGUUCGGGGCUGAACAUAGGGAUGUUGCAACUACUUACAAUAACCUUGGCAAUGUACACCUCCACAUGGGUCACCUGCAGGAGGCAAAAGAUCAUUACAAUCGUGCACUGGCCAUUAGUAUGAAGGAACUUGGUUCUGAGCAUUUUGAGAUUGCAGUAAUGCACAGUAACCUGGGCGUUGUGCACACAGACCUUGGUGACCUGGAGCAGGCCAAAAUGUGUUACGACAAUGCACUUGCCAUUCUUCUGAAGAAGCUUGGACCAGACCACUCAGCUGUCAAGACAGUUCAGUACAACAUAGCCGAGCUUGAACAGAAGCAGCAGAAGUAAAUAUUUGUAGCCUUUUCUUAGCACUGGAUGGGAAAAUUUUAAGUGUUCAGAACACCAGAAAUUGGCCUUAAAGGUGAAGGUAAAUGUAGGUUAGUAUUAAAAAGGUUUUUAGCAGCAACUUGAUUCAGUGAUUUGGUUUCCCAAAGGUUUUUAAUGCAAUAGCAUUUUAAUUAAAGUUAAGUUUGAGUUUAACUUCAAUUUUUUUUAAUUGUAACUUUCAAUUCAAACUAAGAAAUGUAUGUUUACAUUUAGGCUGCACUUGAGUUAAAUGUGCUAAAAGAGUAACAUGCUAGGAGACAUAUACACUCAAUAUACUACUAGACACAAAGAAAAUUAAGCAAUUCACAAGAUGAAAAAUAUACAUAGAGGGGGGGGGGGGGGAGAAAAGUGACUAGAAGAUGCUAGUUACUGGGCUAAAAAGAUACAUAUUGAAAGAAAAAACCGAAUGGUUUUGAAUUAUUAAGUCCUCUUGAAAGAAAAAUCAAGGAAAAAUUGUUUACCAAAUAUACACCGUCGUAUAAUAUUUUUAUAAUCUAGGUUUAUCCUUACAUUUAAGUGAGUAAUAAACCUGUUAAUCAAGAUUAUUUACAGAUAAUGGAAGUGCCAAGCCAAGCCCAUGUGUAUAAGCUGUAUGCCAUGUAUAACCUCAUCAGUGCAAUUCUAGCUAGCAAGCAUGUGUACGUGAUUGUAGAAUUAUUUGCUUUACCCAACCCACCCUCCCAAGGGUGUUAUCGAGCGCACAGCGGUCUAGGCAAUAAGACCCACAGAACCCCCAAGAGAGUUGAACAUUGUGUAUUUACCAGCAAAACAGUGUAGUAGUUACUGAAAAGAAUCAAAGCUGUCAAAUAUAGUCUUAUUGUCAGUCUCAGCUAAAUAAACCUCUGAAAUGAAGCUAUAAUA